Messenger RNA from Benincasa hispida (wax gourd), 2536 nucleotides. RefSeq names its product ROP interactive partner 5 (gene RIP5). The record is from RefSeq and is a predicted model, not a curated record. Lineage: Eukaryota; Viridiplantae; Streptophyta; Magnoliopsida; Cucurbitales; Cucurbitaceae.
AGCAAAAACGACAAGCCGCUAAAUUGGUAAUCCACACAACAACAACAACUGCGCUCUCUCUGCUUCUCUCUCUCUUUACCCCAUUAACCCCAAGGGGAUAGAAAGAAAAAACAUCGAAAACUGGGCGACGCUGAAGAUUAGCCAAACAAACAACCAACCUCUGCUCAAUGUUUAUCCACUACUCAUAAUGCCUCUUUAUUCCCACUGACAUUAUUCCUUCUACUCUCAGCAGACUGUUUGUACCUACCACUGCCCUUAUUUCACGGCCAAAUUGGAGGAACAUCUUUUGACAUCCAUUAUUGGACCUGUACUGAUGAGAAAACUCCCAUUAGAUGUGAUCAACUUAAAACUCUCUCUCUCUCUCUACCAGAGCGUAGCACAAGUGAUAAAGUUGCAGGUUUGGUGGGUCAGGAUUCAGGAAGCAUUGAAGGAGGAUACCAGAUUGAGCUUUCAUUUACUUCGUUUUCAAAAGGGUAGCUAUGCAGACCCCAAAAUCAAGAAAUUCCUGUUCGGAAGCACCUCAAAAGGUUUCUCCUCGAGUUGCUCGGAAGCUUCGGCCGACUGCUCUGGAAUGUGAUUCUGCUUCCUCCUCGAACCAAGUAAAUAAUAGAAGCAUUAAAGAAAGAAGCCCUAAAGUUAUUGAUCGAAAGUCACCUAGAAGCCCUGCGAGCAGUGAGCUUCAGAAAAAGCGUCCGAGCAAGAUUUCCGAGUUGGAAUCUCAGGUUUCUCAGCUCCAAGAGGAUCUGACGAUAGUGAAGGACCAGUUAUGUUUAUCUGAAUCAUGCAAGAAGGAAUUCAAGCAAGAUGCCGAGGAAGCCAAGAAUCAACUUGUAGCCAUGACUUUAAAGCUUCAACAGUCUGAAAAACUAGUACUCGAGCUUUCUGCUUCUGAAGAAGCUCGUGUUAUAGAAUUACAACAGAUCUCACAAGACCGAGAUCAAGCCUGGCAAUCUGAGCUUGAGGCCAUUCAAGAACAGCACAAACUCGACUAUGCUGCAUUGGCUUCUGCUGUAAAUGAGAUUCAGCAGCUAAAGAUCCAGCUUGAAAUGGUGGCCAAGUCUGAAACGAAAAAGACUGAGCAUGCAGAUUCAGCAAAUAACGAACUCGAUAGCUUGAGAAGUAACCUUGCAGAAACUCUGUGUCUUGUGAAAAGAAUGGAAUGCGAUCUGAAAAACUGUCGAGAAUCCGAAGCUCAGGCUCAGUUACUUGUAAGUGAAACUCUAGCACAACUUGAAGAUGCCAAGAAACGUGUAGAGGAGCUGAGACAUGAUGGUAUGGAGGCAAUGAAGGCUUACCACUCCAUUGCUUCAGAGUUGGACGAGUCGAAGGCACGUGUUAACUUAUUAGAAGAACUCGUUGGUAAACUCAAAACAGAUGCUGCUAAUGCUAGUAGUAACCUUUUGCAACAUCCAGCAGUUGAAAACGAGGAAAAGAGAGGAGAAGAUCAUAUUGAAGAACUUUGUUCUCUCAAAUCAGAGAUUGAACAACUGAAAACAGCCCUGGAAAUGGCAGAGACCAAAUAUCAUGAAGAACAAAUCCAGAGUGCAGUCCAGAUAAAGAUGGCUUAUGAACAGGUUGAUCAAUUAAAAUCCAACAUGAAUUCUAGGGAAUUCAAUCUAGAGCAGGAACUGAAGAAAUCCAAAGUGGAUAUCGAAGAGUUGAAGGCAGACUUGAUGGAUAAGGAGACUGAAUUACAGGGUAUCUCGGAAGAGAACGAGCAGUUGCAAGCGAAGAUUCAGAAGAACCUAUCUAGCCAGAGGGAGUAUGAACUCGAAAGGGAGAUCAAGGAAUUAAAGGAGCAUCUUGCAGAAUUGAAGUCUAAUCUCACUGAUAAGGAGAGAGAUUACCAUAGCAUUUCGGAUGAAAAUGAGAUGCUGAAGCUCGAAAUUAACAAAAGGAUAAUGAUUCGAGCAAAAGCAAGUGAUGGGACAACUGAAGUCGAGGAUGCGACGGCUGCUGAACAAGAUGCUCACAUAAGACUUGGAAUUGUGAUGGAGGAAGCAGACAAGAGCAACAAGAGGGCCGCUCGAGUGUCUGAACAGUUGGAGGCUGCUCAGGCUGCAAAUGCAGAAAUAGAAAUGGAGUUGAGACGGUUGAGGGUACAGUCAGACCAAUGGAGGAAGGCAGCGGAGGCAGCUGCGGCGAUGCUCUCAGCGGGAAACAACGGCAAGUUCAUGGACCGAUCAGGAUCAUUGGACAGCAGCUAUGAUUCAGCUGCAGGAAAGUUUAAUGGGUCUUAUUGUGAAGAGAUAGAUGAUGAUUUGCUGAAAAAGAAAAAUGGCAAUGUGCUAAAAAAGAUAGGGGUGCUGUGGAAGAAACAACAAAAAUGAAGGUCCAGGACUUGGCAUGUCUAACUUUGUAUUAUGAAAACUCUUUUAGGCUGUAUUUACUCUUAAUAUGAUGUUAUGCUGUUUGUCUUUCUCAUCUUUCAGGGGGUUUGGUUUGGUUGGCUACUCUUUUUCCAGGUUUCUGUAGCCUGAAAACCUUAUGAUUUUUUGCAUAAUGAGCAGAGGGAAGGUUAAAAGUAUUUCAUUAA